CUGUAUUGCCUGCAAUUUUGGCGAUAAAUAUGUGUUCUAUUACUUCUAUUAAUUUGUUGUGCUAAACUUGCUACGCGAAUGACAAAAAAAUGUGCGCAGUUUUGUAUCGAUCGCAAUCACAUUAUAACAAUCGUUCAACGUUCUCUUAUUAAACAAAUAUUUGUUAAUAAUAAACUAUAGGUAGUUCAUGGCUUCCACUGUAGCGUGAAUUAUUUUGGUAGAACGGGUAUUUCCUUAGUUUGAAAAUGGAGUAUUUAAAAGAUAAAUUUCGAUCACUGACAAAUGUUUUUAUUUCCCGAAUUAGAGAAAGUAACAAAGAACGGGAAGUGAGUAGAUAUGAAAUUUAUUUGGAUCAUACUUUUAAAAUUCUCAGUUGGGAGAAUAAUACUCUCACUUUAGUGAUAUUCUUGAUACUUAAUUUUAUAUUUUGGGUGAUAGUACAGUGGCAGCUGAAAUUCUUUGGUGUGUUUUUCUUUAGUAUUUUAUUAGGAUUCUUGUGGGAUACUUAUUUUGAAACCAAAGAAUGCACAGUUUAUCGAGGACAUUAUUUAGAAGUUAUAGAUGAUAUAUGGUGCACUGUUUAUGAUAUUAUUCUAAAUUUAAAGUCGCUGCGCAAGGAAAGCCCUUCAUCCUUUUGUCUUGGGAUGUCAAUGGUUUGUCUUUUCAUGAGCUUCAUUGCAGGAAAUAUUUCUGGUUAUGUUUUAUUAUAUUUUAUGAUACUCGGAAUAUUUUUUAUUCCGUUAGGAUUUAAAUAUCUCCCAGAACGGUAUAUUAUUGAUCUGAAAGAAGUACUGAAGUCAAUAGGUACAUCUAAAGGAGUUUUAGCAGAAGAGGAAUUGAUUCCGUUUAUUUCUAAUAAAGAUUUUAGUAGAAAAGAUACUGAUUUGGAUAGUCUUUUGACUGAUAGAACUGCAGACUCGGUAACAAAUUCUAUGGCUAGCGGAAUAAGUGCUAUGCCUUCAUACCUAGAAGUAACAGAAAGUCAAAAUGGAAUAGAAGAAGAUGACUUAUUACCAAAGAAUAUGACCCAAGAUGGAAUCUCUUACACUCCUGGAGAAUUGUCUAGCGAUUCGGAUUCCGAUCAUCGUGCUAUUCAGUUUGAUUCGGCACACUUCAACGGAGACAGUUCAUCAGAAGAGGAAAAUGUACAUGUGAAAGGGUUGAGAUUUUCAGCUGAUCCGGGUGAAGAACCCCACAAGAAAACAGCUACAGAAGUGGGAUUAUCGGUAGUUUUAAGUAAUUUUGCGGCAGUUGGAGGUACAUUAGUUUCCAAAGUACUAAAUUCUGCAGCGUCAAAUGCUCCUGUUGUAAGGAAAAACAGCAGUGAUAGCGAAUUUGAGAUUAUCGACUCUGAAGAAAUUGAAGAUCAGUAAUAAUUUUAUGCAACUUAACUCUGCUGGUUAUUACAUUGUGAUAUGUUUGGUGUUAUUAGAAUAAGUAUUUUAGUUUACAAUUUGUGAUUUGAUUUUAAUUAGGAUAGAAAGUGUGAACCAGUUAUUAACAUAAUAUAGAUUAAAUAGUA
This is a messenger RNA of Anoplophora glabripennis (Asian longhorned beetle), 1522 nucleotides long. RefSeq lists its product as uncharacterized. The transcript is spliced from 5 exons. Lineage: Eukaryota; Metazoa; Arthropoda; Insecta; Coleoptera; Cerambycidae. The record is from RefSeq and is a predicted model, not a curated record. The coding region runs from base 246 to 1373 and encodes 375 amino acids.